Molecule: messenger RNA, 1626 nt
Organism: Microplitis mediator
Lineage: Eukaryota; Metazoa; Arthropoda; Insecta; Hymenoptera; Braconidae
Exons: 1
Coding region: 1-1626 (541 amino acids)
Biological process (GO): DNA integration
Molecular function (GO): nucleic acid binding
Source: RefSeq, a predicted model, not a curated record
AUGGAAAGAGUUUGUAAAAAACAGAGUUCAAUCCAUUUAACAAAACCUACCAGCAGCCAACUGGAAGUUCAUCUCAGGAAAACAGAAUCUUGCAGACUGUGCUUCCAGGGGUUUGACUCCAUCUCAACUACAAUCUCAUCAACUCUGGUGGUCAGGUCCAACCUGGUUACUAGAGCCAGGUUACUAGAGCCAUCUCACCAAUGGCCAGAAUUUACAUCUCAAGAAGAUCCUGAAGUGGACACUGAACGAAAAUCAGCCCAAGCUCACCUCGCAGUCACCAGUCCAAGUUUACCACUUGGUGACUUGCUUGAAUCAUCAUCAAAUCUCACCAAGUUGCUCAGAAUCACUGCAAUUGUUCAGCGAGCAGUUGCAGUCUUCAAGAAAAUUCCUGCAUCAUCUCUUCACAUCUCACCACUCACACCAGCUGAUUUACAUUCAGCUUUGUACUUCUGGAUCAAAACAACUCAACAAGGAUAUUUCAAGAACGAGAUUUCUCAAUUAUCUCAAAACAAACCGUUUUUGAAAUCUCAUCCGUUCUCACGUCUCACAGCUUCCAUCGAUUCUACGUAUAUUGUACGAGUUGGUGGACGACUACAAAAUUCUCAUCCCGACACGGAUAGCAAGCAUCUACCCAUACUACCGAAGAAUUGUCAUCUCUCUCAUCUCAUCAUCUCUGAUGCGCAUGCUCGCACAAUGCAUGGAGGGAAGCAACUGAUGCUAGCUGCCGUGCGCAAGAAGUGUUGGAUAUUUGGGGGAAGAAUCCCAAUUAAAUCUCACAUUCAACGCUGUGUUGUCUGUGUAAGACAGAGAGCUCAGCGAUCUCAACAGUUGAUGGGUCAACUGCCUACAUCUCGAGUCUCACCAUCACUCGUCUUUGAAAGUACUGGCGUAGACUACACUGGUCCUGUUCAGCUAAAAUACUUUCAAGGACGAGGUACACGCUGCUACAAAGGCUGGAUUGCCGUCUUUGUAUGCUUCUCAACUUCUGCAAUUCACUUGGAAGCUGUAAGUGAUUACACUGCAGAAGGCUUUCUCAAGGCGUUUAGGAGGUUCACAAGUCGUCGUGGCAUCUGCAAAACCCUUUUCAGUGACUGCGGAACGAACUUCAAAGGGGCAGAUGUCAUUCUUAAACAACUUCUCUUUGGUGCACUCAACGAAUCAUCUCAUCUCCAGCAAGUUCUCACCUCAGACGGAACUCAGUGGAUUUUUAAUCCACCUGGUGCUCCACACAUGGGUGGCAAGUGGGAAGCCGCUGUAAAAUCUGUCAAACAUCAUCUCCAACGCACCAUUGCUGACCUACUUCUCACCUAUGAAGAUUUCUCAACAUUCCUCACUCAAGUUGAGGCCCUAUUAAACUUAAGGCCACUCAGUGCACUUACUGAUGACCCUGAGGACAUCUCAGCUCUCACCCCGGGUCAUUUUAUCCGAGGUGCGCCACUCAACACUGUACCUGAACCAUGUCUCACCAGUGUACCAACAUCUUGUCUCUCACUUGAUCACAGAAUUCAAGAAAGACUUCAGCAUUUCUGGGAACGCUGGUCUGCUGAAUGUCUGCAAUCUCACCAAUCAUCUCAAAGUGGCAUACAUCUCACCAUGAUAUCAAGAUUGGUUCAUUGGUUCUCAUAG